This is a messenger RNA of Hyaena hyaena (striped hyena), 459 nucleotides long. It is a transcript of the gene RGS21, whose product is annotated as regulator of G protein signaling 21. Lineage: Eukaryota; Metazoa; Chordata; Mammalia; Carnivora; Hyaenidae. The transcript has 4 exons. Bases 1 to 459 code for a protein of 152 amino acids. The record is from RefSeq and is a predicted model, not a curated record.
AUGCCAGUGAAAUGUUGUUUCUACAGGUCACCGACAACAGAAUCUACGGUGUGGUCUGAAAAUAUGGACACACUUUUAACCAAUCAAGCUGGUCUAGAUGCUUUUAGAACAUUUCUAAAAUCGGAGUUUAGUGAAGAAAAUGUUGAGUUCUGGCUUGCCUGUGAAGACUUCAAAAAAACAGAAAGUGCAGAAAAAAUGGCUUCUAAAGCCAAGAUGAUUUAUUCUGAAUUCAUUGAAGCUGACGCCCCUAAAGAGAUCAACAUUGACUUCAGUACCAGGGACCUGAUCUCAAAGAAUAUUGCAGAACCAACUCUCAAAUGUUUUGAUGAGGCUCAGAAGUUAAUCUAUAGUCUUAUGGCCAAGGAUUCUUUUCCUCGAUUUCUAAAGUCAGAGAUUUAUAAAAAACUGGUAAAUAGCCAACAGGUUGGAAAUCAUAAGAAAUGGCUUCCUUUUUUGUAG